Messenger RNA from Sphaerodactylus townsendi, 645 nucleotides. It is a transcript of the gene WFDC3, whose product is annotated as WAP four-disulfide core domain 3. The transcript is spliced from 4 exons. Gene Ontology annotation, biological process: antibacterial humoral response; innate immune response. The coding region runs from base 1 to 645 and encodes 214 amino acids. Gene Ontology annotation, cellular component: extracellular region. The record is from RefSeq and is a predicted model, not a curated record. Gene Ontology annotation, molecular function: peptidase inhibitor activity. NCBI's taxonomy places the organism in Eukaryota, Metazoa, Chordata, Lepidosauria, Squamata, Sphaerodactylidae.
AUGAAGCCAGAGGCUCUCUGGUGGCUACUGGGCCUUCUCGUGCUGAGGGAUGGAGAUGCAUCAGACUAUGGCGAGGAGAAGAUAGGGAAGGCCGGUUACUGCCCCGCGUUCCCCAGCGGUUUGUACCAGCCGCCCUGCACGGUGGAGUGCGAAGCUGACAGUGAAUGCGAGCGGAGCGAGAAGUGCUGCGAAUUUGCCUGCCGCUACAGCUGCACGGUGCCCAUUGCAGAUAAACCUGGGAUGUGCCCUUCCCCACUGGUGAAGAAGCUGCGUGCACCUGAACCGUGCCUGACCACCUGUGUGGCCGACCGGGAUUGCUCCGGGCCCGAGAAGUGCUGCAAGGAAGCCUGUGGACAAACCUGCAGGCUCCCACUUCCAGAGAAACCUGGGAAAUGCCCCAAGAAGAAGCCCCGGAAGAACGCGGGCCCCGCCAUGGACACCUGUCGCCACGACCAGGAGUGUUUGGGUGCGGAGAAGUGCUGCUUCACGGGAUCCUCCAUGAACUGCCUCAACGUUCAGCCAGGGGGCGGAGUGGGGCCAGGAGGCAAGAGAGCUGCCCGCCCCUGGCUGUGGGCAUCAGCAAGACAGAGCGUGGCUCAGUGGCCAAGGAACGGCCCGUCCUCUUUUGUCUGUGAGGAGAAGUGA